Messenger RNA from Notolabrus celidotus (New Zealand spotty), 1129 nucleotides. RefSeq names its product DNA polymerase III PolC-type-like. Gene Ontology annotation, biological process: DNA catabolic process. The record is from RefSeq and is a predicted model, not a curated record. Gene Ontology annotation, cellular component: cytoplasm. Bases 231 to 821 code for a protein of 196 amino acids. Gene Ontology annotation, molecular function: nucleic acid binding; 3'-5'-DNA exonuclease activity. The transcript is spliced from 4 exons. NCBI's taxonomy places the organism in Eukaryota, Metazoa, Chordata, Actinopteri, Labriformes, Labridae.
GCCGAGAGUUACCGAGUGCUGUGUUUUACGGCAGCCGAAGUCAGGUUAACGGCACCCGACAGGCACUCGGCAUGGCUUUAAUAUGCAUCCAGCAAACCAGAUGCAGGCGCACCUGUGAAGCCAGCUGUUGUGGCGCAGUUUUAGGAGCGAAUCAAGACGGAUCCUGAAGGGCAGAAAACAGGAAAUUUAUCACAGAAGCGAUUAGCUGACUCCUUGAACAACUAACCACGAUGUCUGACUUCAAAACUAUCGUUUUCUUUGACCUGGAGACAACUGGAUUAGACACUGAUGAGUGUGACAUCAUCCAGCUGUCAGCAGUCUGUGGAGAGAAGGUCUUCAAUGUCUACACCCUCCCCAACAGCGAGAUCAGUGAGGGAUCUCAAAAGGUCACAGGCCUCACCGUCGAGGAUGGCACCAUGUUUCUUAAAGGGGAACCUGUGGAGACCAUCCCUCUGCUCAAAGUUCUCACCUCCUUCAUGGACUUCCUUCGCCCUUUCCCCAGCCCAGUGAUUCUGGCAGCGCACAAUGGUAGGGAUUUAGAUGUACCUAUUCUGACGCGAGUGGUGAAACAGCUCUCUCUACAGCAAGACAUCCUGCAGGUGGUUUCGGGGUUCAUGGACACCCUCCCGUUGAGCAGGGAUCUUCAUCCAAAUCUGCCAAGUUAUUCUCAGGGGAAUCUGGUACAGCACUUCCUGGAUGAGACCUACGACGCCCACAACGCUGUGGAGGAUGCUCAGAUGCUGCAGAAGCUGUUCAACAAGUGGGGACCAGACAAACAGACCGUCCAGAGAUUUAUCGACAACGCGGCGUGUCUAUUUUAACAAAGCUUCACACACCUGAGGUCAAACUAAUCUGACCACAAAAACAAGAUGAUGUUGUAUUUUGCCGUUUUAUCUUCACAGUUCUCUCUCACCUGUUUACACAGAUUAUUUUCUUUAAUGCUGAGUUAAUUAAUGAAGUGUCAGUUGGAUCAAAUUUGAGAGGAGACAUAUAAUGGAUGUAACAACAAACACAUGAAGGCGUAUAAUGUCUAUUUUUUGAAGUGAUUUCGAAUAUACUGUUACAUGUCUUAUCUUCUUUUGUCUGCCAUAUUGUUUUUCCAAACACAACAUUAAAAAUCUGUUCAAUA